AAAUCAAGCAAAGUAUAAAGGAGUUGUACACCAGUCUAGUAAGUUGCGGUAAUGCAACAUAUUGGAUGCCAAUCGCCGUUAAACCUCAUCGAAGAAGAAGUUUACCAUUGAUAUAUCGAUACUCGACUGGUCUGAUCUGUGUGUGAUGACGGCAUAGCAUACAUUGGAACCAAGCAAAGAAUGAUCAGCUAACCCGAACUAGAUCAGUCUUCCAACAUAGUGGGAAUUUCUACAUUCAAUCUCCAAAAUACAGCUUAAAACUGAUCUCAGAACAACGUUAUCGAAGGAACAUCAAGCGAAAGUCACGAGGUGUACUUCUUGUUCAGGUUGGACAGAGACGCGCUGGCCUGUUAUCUAGCUAGCUAGCCUUUCUACUGUACGUGGUCAUCUAACUGAACUAUAUCAGUCUUGACAUUGACUUCAUUGCUGUUGUUGCCACGUGAGCAGGACAAUAUGAGUGGAGAGAGGGAAACAUUGAUGGAUGAAAUGGAACAGAGUUUAUACACUUUAACCAACGACAAUUUACGCUGCCUGUGCGAACGCAGUGGAAUAGGUGGCAAGGAUGGCUCUGAUGUUCAAGGAAAGAAUCACCAUCACUCAUUGUGCCGUAAAAUCCUGGAGGAACUUCGGGAAAAUGCAGAUUCAAUGGAAUCGGAGGAGCAGGGAAUGUCUUGGUUACUCCAACUGAAAGAGGACAUCAGGAAGAUACAGGAGGAGGGUAUCGGUGCACCUUUGAGUCCCAGCAAAUCCAUUGAUGAUGACGCUGUAGACUGUGAUGAAGACGAGAACCAGAAGGACAUGGAUUGGUUACCUAGCAAAAGGCUGGAGGGGGAACCCAUGACUCACAACCAAUCCUUUGAUGACGACGUUGCAGACUGCGAUGAAGAAUGGGAUGAGGAGGACAGGGAUUUGUUGCCUAGCAAAGGGCUGGAGGCGGAAUCAGCUCCAGAGAGACACACACCAGAACAGAAGGAGAAGAGAGUGAGUGGGUCCCCCUCUCUGUCCUCUCCUGGUAAUGCCUUACUGCUGGGUCUGAAGAGAGUGAGUGGGGCCCCCUCUCUGUCCUCUCCUGGUAAUGCCUUACUGCUGGGUCUGAAGAGGGUGAGUGGGUCCCCCUCUCUGUCCUCUCCUGGUAAUGCCUUACUGCUGGGUCUGAAGAGAGUGAGUGGGGCCCCCUCUCUGUCCUCUCCUGGUAAUGCCUUACUGCAGGGUCUGAAGAGGGUGUCUGUGCGGCUGGUCGACUGCAGGAAAACAUCAGGGUUGAGAGGAACUGCUGGAGGAGGAGACAAGGAGGAGGAAGGAGAUGAGGAGGAGGAAGGAGACGUGAUUCAUCAAAGAAAAAGACGUGGCUAUUGUGGAUCCUCUGGGGAACCCCAAGAACAACAUCAUCAUGAUGCUGAUGACCCAGACUGGAGUCUCACCGAAUCAGAACACGCCAACAAACAACCGCAGAGACUUACAGGGAAGAAACAUCACUACUGCUGCACUCAGUGUGGGAAGAUUUUAGCUGGUUCAGCGCAACUUAAAAUGCACCAGAGAAUCCAUACAGGAGAGAAACCUUACCGCUGCUCACAGUGUGGAAAAAGUUUCAGUCUAAAAGGUAAUCUUAAAAUGCACCAGAAAACACAUACAGGUGAAAAAAUUCACCACUGCUCUGACUGCGGGAAAAGUUUUGCACAAAACUCCACUUUAAAAGCACACAAGCAAACACACAAGCCUGCCGUAGAAAGGUCUUACCAAUGUUCCUUCUGCGAGAAGACAUUUUGUAUUUUGGCAACCUUUAAUUUCCAUAUGAAAAUGCACACCGAAGAGAAACCGUUCCAAUGUUCUGACUGCGGAAUGCGGUUCAUUCAUUUCAGUUUACUGAAAGCACAUGAACAUAAACACAAGCCCUCCGCCGAAAGGCCCUUCCGCUGCUCUGAAUGCGGGGCGUGUUUUACUACAAAAGGUAAUCUUAAAUUUCACCAGCUGACGCACAACCGGGGAGAGAGACCUUACCGCUGCUCUGAGUGUGGGAAUUGUUUCUCUCAUCCGGUGUAUCUGAAGAAUCACCAGAAAAGGCACAGUAAAGAGAAGUCUAUUGUCUGCGACCUGUGUGGAAAGACCUUCAACCAUCCUGACGACUUCAGAAUUCACAUGAAGAUACACCGAGGAGUGAAACCGUACCACUGCUCCGACUGCGGCAGCAGCUUCAUAUUCCGACGCCGUUUAAUAACACACCAGCGUGUGCAUACUGGAGAGAUGCCUUAUGUCUGCAAUCACUGUGGGAGGAGGUUUUCGCUGUCUCGUACUCUGGUGAAUCACCAGCGAACUCACACUGGGGAGAAACCUUACCACUGUUCUUUCUGCGGGAAGAGCUUCAGUCGGUCACAAAACCUGGCUGCACACAAGAGAACUCAUACUGGAGAGAAGCCUCAUGCUUGUGAUCAGUGUGGGAAGAGGUUUUCCCGAACCGACGCAUUGGCUGUACACAAACGCACUCACACUGGAGAGAAGCCUUACAGCUGUGAUAUAUGCGGGGAGAGGUUCACGUAUUUAGUAGCCAUGUUGAAACAUAAGAAAGGACAUGGACAUCCUGCCGAUGCACUCUAUGCUGAACAGCCUUAGAAUGAUCGAAGCUCUAUGAAGAGACUUUAUUGUCCAUUGUUUAACUUUUAGACUCAAGGGAUUUGUCUUUUUGCUUAUAAUCUACCUCUAGAGAGAGAAAGGGACAUAAGCACACAUGUUGCCAGGUAGCCUAGCGGUUAGAGCUUAGGGCCUGUAACCGAAAAGUCACUUGUUCUAAUCCUCGAGCCGACGAGGCAAAAAAAAUUGUUGCUGUGCCAUUGAGCAAGGCACCUAACCCUAAUUGCUCCUGGGUUGCCGUUGAUAAUGGCUGACCCUGACCCCGACUCCACUCUCCGAUGGCGUCUCAGGGGGAGUUGGGAUAUGCAAAAAACAAAUGACCACAUUUGUAUAUAAGACACACUUGUACAUGUGUGAAAUAAGGACAAUAUAAACAUCAAAUUAUUAUUAUUAUUAUUGUUGUUGUUGUUGCAGACACACACACAUGGGUUGGGAGCAGAGGGUCCGUAGCUUUCUACUUAAGGUUACGUUUGCUUAGCCCCGUCCCACAGCUGCCAUUGGACUGAAACACAAAGCCAGGAUUGUGGCUUUAAACUGCCUGAAAUUACAGGGUUGUGUACAUACAUUCAGUAUCUGACAGGGAGACCUAACCUCUGCUCUCCUAUUCCUGUGGUGGAGUUUCCCAUAGCUACAGAUCUAUAUAGGAUCAGCUUCUUCUCCACAAAUCCUAGCCUUAAAGCCCCUGUCAGUCUUUGUAAUUUUACACUAUGAGGUCGAAAUAACACUCUGAAAUUGUGAAAAUUAUUAUAAUGCCCAUUUUGUGUGAGUGCAUUUAAUUUAUUUAUCAAAAUGUGUUUUUGGGCAGAAAUGCCUUCUGGAACAUGUGAACUUUCAUGUGCCUUAAUAACAAACUUGUAUUCCAUUCAUAAAUAUGAAUCAAAUUGUUAAAUUACGAGCCUAGUUGGUUUAACCACGGAAAAAGUCAGGAACCUUCCCGCUAGCCAUGAUUGGCUGAGAUAAUGGAUGGGCUGGACAUGCCGGGAGAUGAGUGUGGAUUGGUCUGCCAUGAAGCAUGCUUCUGUCUAUAACAUGAACUGCUCAGUAUGUGUUGAUAGUCCUUUCUACCGUGCCGUUUUUGAAAGAUAUAACGUUAGCCAUCGAGGACUACAAAUGUUUUGCUACUUUUCUCAAACGAACAUUAAUGCCCUGAAUUUAGCAGGCGCUAUCGACAAAUCAGUUGGAAAAAGUGAUGGGCUACUUUCUGCACACGCCACGGUCAGAGCGAACCAGAGGGACUUGACAACGCUGGCCAAACAAGAAGUAUUUACAAAUAAAAGGGAGUGAAAUGGUUCCAGUCUGCUGUGAAGCGUUCAUCUAAGAGUCUCGCUCAAUUUUCAGAUACAAGUUUCUAAUUUGGUCAGAAAGUCGCUUUAUUGCGUACCGUUAGUUAGUUAGCGAACGACAGCUUGCUGGCUCUCUAGCUAACGUUACGUGUAUGAUCUGUGUAGUCACAUUAUUCUAAUCAGAAAACCAUUUUCAUUGCUAGGUAUAGCCUAAUGUUAGCUAACGAACGAUAGCUUGCUGGCUCUCUAGCUAGCUACGUGUAUGAUCUGUGUAGUCACAUUAUUCGAAUCAGAAAACCAUUUUCAUUGCUAGGUAUAGCCUAAUGUUAGCUAGCGAACGAUAGCUUGCUGGCUCUCUAGCUAACGUUACGUGUAUGAUCUGUGUAGUCACAUUAUUCGAAUCAGAAAACCAUUUGCAUUGCUAGGUAUAGCCUAAUGUUAGCUAGCGAACGAUAGCUUGCUGGCUCUCUAGCUAACGUUACGUGUAUGAUCUGUGUAGUCACAUUAUUCGAAUCAGAAAAACAUUUUCAUUGCUAGGUAUAGCCUAAUGUUAGCUAGCGAACGAUAGCUUGCUGGCUCUCUAGCUAACGCUACGUGUAUGAUCUGUGUAGUCACAUUAUUCGAAUCAGAAAACCAUUUUCAUUGCUAGGUAUAGCCUAAUGUUAGCUAGCGAACAUUGAACCUAGUUUGUUAGCUUUAGCUACCUGCCGAUUCAUACCACAGCUAGAUACAUGUCUGAACAAAAGACUCCACUUCAGCAGGAUUAUUUACCGACCCCCAGGUGUGUCUGGGGGUGAUUAUGGCCAUUUAUUGUAUUUCAUAAACAUGUGUACAUGUCUAGACAAAAGUGACCCAUCCACUUAGCCAGGUGUGUCUGGGGGUGAUUAUGGCCUUCUAUUGUAUUUCAUAAACAUGUGUACAUGUCUAGACAAAAGUGACCCAUCCACUUAGCUAGAUGUGGCUGAGGAGUGGUUUAGCAUUUCUUUCACAUGACCCAUCAAUUUAGAUAAAUGUGUCGGGUAAGCGUCAUCUAACAAUUACAAAAUAUUUAAAAUAUUUUUUUAUCUGGACACUUCCUGUUGCAAGUAACCGUUUCACUGUACCGUUUACACCUGCUGUAUGCUAUGCACGCGCGACAAAUAAACUUGAUAUAGCGUGUGUUUAGGACAUGGCCCACCCAUCCUUUAUAAAGAGCACACAGUGCCACCUACAGGACAGAAACUGAUUAACUGACAAAAUCAUUUCCAACGCACUCCCCUCGUUAUAUACAGUUAUUUAAAAAAAUAUGCAUAUAUAUUAAAACAUCUUGCAUAUCUUAAUUUAUUUCCACAAUGAACUAAUAAUAUGCACAAUAAAGUUGGCAGUUCAUACGAAGGAUUGUAACCUAUAA
Messenger RNA from Oncorhynchus kisutch (coho salmon), 5298 nucleotides. RefSeq names its product zinc finger protein 883-like. Gene Ontology annotation, molecular function: RNA polymerase II cis-regulatory region sequence-specific DNA binding; DNA-binding transcription activator activity, RNA polymerase II-specific. Gene Ontology annotation, cellular component: nucleus. The transcript is spliced from 3 exons. Gene Ontology annotation, biological process: regulation of transcription by RNA polymerase II. The record is from RefSeq and is a predicted model, not a curated record. The coding region runs from base 454 to 2607 and encodes 717 amino acids. Lineage: Eukaryota; Metazoa; Chordata; Actinopteri; Salmoniformes; Salmonidae.